AUUUGUGAUAUUCCGCCAUAUUCAAACUUCCGCCGUCACUUUUGGUUGGAUUGAUCGAUUUACUGCGGGUUUGUUUCUUUCUUUCAUCAUCGUUGCUGCUGUUCCAUUAUAAUUUCAUUGUUUUGAAUUAGUMAUAUUAGCUAGCUUCCUACACCCAACCUCUAAAAUGGAGGAGUCAGAGGUGGUCGAAUUAUCUGUGGAAGACAAGCCGAAGAGUCGAAGGAUUUCCUCGAAGAGAACGUCCACCAUCAGCCUAGCCGUCGUCAGCUCAGAAACCUCCCCCGCCACUGUCAACAACUCUAAAAAACCUCCACUGUGCAGAGGGAGUUCCUUCACCUUUCUGACUCCAGGAACACCAUGGGACUUCAGUCUGAAGAGGAAAAAUAAAGAGCCCAAGGAUGAUGACACUGUCAGUCUCUCCAGCUUUGACCUCAAAAAGAGAAAACGCAAAGAGAAAAAGGAGGAUGAAGACACCGUCAGUCUGUCCAGUUUUGACCUCAAAGAGCCCAGUAACAAGCGUGUGCGGCCACUGAGUCGGGUGUCAUCUCUGGCUAACCUGAUCUCCCCUUCCAAGAAUGGAGCUGUCCGACGCUUUGGUCAAACCAUCCAGAACAUGUCACUGCGGGGUGACAGCAAGUCGCCGGGUGCGUCCCUGAAGUCGUGCAGUAAGGCAGCGGGCCCAACACCUCCCAAACGCAGAAACAGCACUCUGUGGUCUGAAACACUGGACGUUCACCAGAAGAGCACCUUCUCCACCAAAGAGAUUAAGAGACAGGAGUUGCCAGGUUUGAAUGCUUACAAAGACUAUUGCAGUAACCAGCUGGCUGCCAAGGCCCUGUUGGACCAGAAGAAGCAGGACCGGAGGGUUCAGGACUUCCUGCAGCGCUGCCUGGAGUCUCCCUUCAGUAGGAAGCUGGACCUGUGGAGCUUCCUGGAUAUACCCAGGAGCCGGCUGGUCAAAUAUCCCCUGCUGCUGAGAGAGAUACUGAGGCAUACACCGCCAGAUCACCCUGAUGUACCCUGUCUGGAGAAAGCGGUGGCCAUCAUUCAGGGUGUGUUGUCUGACAUCAACAUGAGGAAGGGAGAGUCAGAGAGUCAGUACUACAUUAAUAAGCUGGAGUAUCUGGAUGACAGGCAGAGAGACCCGCUCAUCGACAACUGCAAGACCUUGCUGUGUCAUGGAGAGCUACGCAACAAGAGUGGCUCGAAACUGCAUGUGUUCCUGUUCUCUGAGCUGCUGGUGCUGACGAGGCCGGUGACGCGUAAUGAGCGGAGCUGCUACCAGGUGUACCGUCAGCCCCUCCCCAUCAGAGACCUGGCUCUGGAGGACCUGCAGGAUGGAGACGUACGCAUGGGAGGGUCAUUCAGAGGGGCUUUCAGCCAGGGGGAGAAAGCUAAGAACGUGUUCCGCGUGACCUCCCUGGACCCGACCCACGGCCAGUCUCACACCCUGCAGGUCAACGACGUCUUCCACAAGCAGCAGUGGCUCAACUGUCUCCGCAGCGCCAUCGACGCCCAACCUCGACACCAGAGGACGCCACUCAGAGAUCAGCGCAGUGAGGCUACAACCAUGACCAGGGCCAAGCGUCGUUCCUCUGUGGUGUCCAUGUCUGAUAUGGUGGGGGCAGAUGAGAACGUCUGCUCCCAGGUCGGUGAGCCAAUCCUGGGGUGUAAAGGCACAGAGACACUCCCCAGGUCUGGUUCUUCAAGUAAAAUCAAAAGAGAGUGGAGCCGUGGUACGCAUCGCAGGAGGAAAGAGACCGGGGUUUAGGACAACGGAAGAGUCCAUGGAGGCCAGUGGGAUGUCUACACCUGUACACCUUCAUUCAUUUGUAUUUUUACUGUGUCUUCUUCUAUGGUGUUAUGUUGGACUUCUUACUUGUGAUAUUAAUGUGUAGGCUACUCGUGAAUUUCCAUGGCACCUGUCUGUCAAGUAGUGAUUUUGCAUAAAAUAAUAUGUCUGACAAAUAGCAGUGAUGUACCGGGACGACCAUGUAGCAGCUAUGUCAAAACUGUCCAAUCACAUCCGUCCAGUGUGCACUGCAAACCAAUAAAACUGAAGAGUUCUGUAAAUUUCAGGAGAAAAAAAAGUUUUAGAAAAGAUUAUUGGUUUACUUUACAAGGGAAUGAUAUUUGCCAACCAAUGUGACUGAAAAUGGUUUACAGCGGUUAUGAGAAUUAGGAUUUUACACUUUUUAUGUUAAAAUGACUAACUCUGUUUUUAUACAAAAUAGCACUGUUUUAGCUCUUAGAAUAAGAAUAUAUGUUGCUUGGAACUGGAAUUAUUAAUUAUUAACCACUUGAUUUGAUAAGUCAUUAUUUCUACAGGGUUGGUCAGUGUGUUCUUCGUUACUAUUAAAAAGGCCCGUGCUGGCUUCGUUGAGCCGUUUCUCUGUGUCCCAAAUGACAGCCUAUUCCAUGUAUUUUUUGGUUCAGAGCCCUAUGUGGCCUGGUCAAAAGUWGUUACACUAUAUCGGGUAUGGGGUGCCAUUUUGAGACUGGAGCCUCUCUUUCCAUGCAGCACCAUGUGUUGAGGUUGAUCUUCAGUAGUGUACACAGUGCAGACCACAUGCAAAUAUUAGUCAACUGUCUGAUGUGUUGUUGUGGAGACAAAGGUGACAAAGGAUGAAAUGAGUAUGUUGUUAUGAGAAGGCUCGGUAACUUGUGUGCCAAUUCUCUACCCUCCUUCACAAGGAAGUGUUCACUCUCACACAUUUUAUAAGUCUUGGAUUAGUGUAAGUACGGCAGAAGGGGAGUUUCUAACAUAUUCCUUAAACCAGCCCGUUCCUUUUAAAUCCGUGAAGGAGAGAAGGGUAGAGAAUUGAACCGCAACUGAGUUGUAUUAAUGGUGGGAAAGUAAAGGUUUCAGAAUGGGUUCUCUUGAGAACUGGAGGUGAGAGAAGCAUGAAACUGCAUGAUCAACCACAAGUUAUGCUGUGUGCAAAGAGAGGGAAAAAGUAUCACUGGAAUGCUUUGUAUGGAUAGUGAAAAGGGAAAGACCGAUUAAAGAUUAUCCGAGGGGAAAUCUGUGAGAAGCUAUCUGUGUGUCUGAUAUUUAAUUCCUUUUCAAUUAAAAAUAAAGAGCUUCAAUGCUGUGAGA
This is a messenger RNA of Salvelinus sp. IW2-2015, 3100 nucleotides long. The record is from RefSeq and is a predicted model, not a curated record. Lineage: Eukaryota; Metazoa; Chordata; Actinopteri; Salmoniformes; Salmonidae.